GGGAAAAGGGCUGGACCAAGGGCUUGGCACCUAAGUUCAUCUUCAGUUAGGAGAGCUGGGACUUAGCCUCAGCUACCCAACCUCCAUGUGUCUCUCAACCAGUUCCUGUUGACGGCAGAGGGACCUUUCCAGAUGCAAACUGGGCCAUGUUAUUCCUUGCUUUAAAUCCUGAAAUGUUUCUUCCAACUAAAAUGUAAAAUUUAGAUAAAACCCUGAAAUAGUUUCUCUAAGUAUCUAGAGUAUAAAAUUUGAAUUCACUAGAAUAGCACACCUACUAGAAUAGGCUGUCUAUGAUUUGGGUCCUGCCUACCUCUCCAUCCUCUUGUGGGGCUACUUGUCCACAUGUGCCUUGUGGUCUAGCUUUAGUGAAUCCCUACAGUUUCUUUGCCACCCUGUGCUCUCUCAGACUCCUUUCCACUGCUCAGAAUGCUAGCCCCCUCCUGCCCUCUGCUCCACCUCCCUGCCCCCAUCCCGCCUCAGCUGACAUCCUGUUCAUGUAUUAAGACCACUCUGACAUUGCCACCUUAGGGAAUCUCCAAUUCCUGUUGCUUGUUAGGUGCUCCUCUUCUGGACGGAGCAGAGAAUAUGAACCUUUUUUCCAGAUGUGCUUGGAUUUAGUUGUUUUGUUACUUGGCAAGGUUUCUAAUCUUUAGUCUGUUUCUGAAUCACAGCAUGGAAAGAAUGAUACCUUACAGGGUUGCUGUGAAGGCUAAAUGAGAUAAUGCACAUGGGCUUCUAGCACCGUGCCUGGUGCACGGCAGGCUUUCUUCUCUUCCCCAGCACACACACCUGCAACACUGCUUUAUGCCAGGAAGCCUCUCUUUCCAUUGUAAUCGUUAGUUAACCCAUCUGUCGCUCACUUUAGACAAACUGAGAGUUCCAACAAGAUGUCUUUUAUCUCUUCAUCCCCCCAAACACAGGAGAAGAGUACAUGUUUGGGGAAGAGAACUGUGAGUUUCAUUUUGAAAAUGAGUUUGAGGUGCUUGUGAGAAUGCCCGAGUGCAGAUGGCCAUUGGCAGUUGGAGCCAGCUGGGUCUGGAGCUUAGGGAAGUCUAGGUUGGAGAUACAGGUAGGGGAACGAGCUGUGUCAUUGGUGGUUGGAGAUUUGGAUGAGGUGUAGUGUCUUAGUUCAGGUUCCUCAGAAAAUCGAGCCGGAGGCAAAGCUGAAGUGCUAGUGCUUAAGGCAGCUGCAAUCUCCAAGCACUGAGAUGGAGGAAGAGGAUUGAGGGAAGCUAGGCAGGGAAGAAAAAGAAAUGAGGUAUGUUUUUAGGAGUUGGCCGCUGCUUCACAAAGACACAGCUAACCCCUUGCCUGUGUGUACCGUCUCUGGAUAGACUGUUGAGAAACACUGUGCCCAGCUGGAACAUUCCAUUGGGAUUGAUGGAAGGAUGGAGAGCAGAUUCACCUCCUCUUCUUCCUGUGUUCUUUUGUUGCUCCAAGUUUUCCCUCCCUCACUUGCUGGGAUUGCAUUACUUGACCACCAGGAAAGCCGGAUCCCAUGCCCUGCAGCCAUCCAAGUCCUGAAGUAGUGAGGUGAGCAGAAAGGCACUGGUCCAAAGGACUUGGUCAAGGCAGAGCAAGCAACUGAAGGCCUGGAAAUCAGGUGAGGCCUCAAGUCACCCGAGUAGAGUGUCCAGGGCAGGGGGAGGCAAGAGCCCGGGGCAGUCCUGAGUGUUACAGAGCCUGCAGUGGAGCUCAAGGGAGCAUCCAUUGGAGAAAGGUCCCCAGAAGAAGUGUCACAAGGCCAAGGAGGAGAGGUAGUCAGCAGGCUCUGAUACAGCUCAGAGGUCCUGUGGGCUGCAUUCUGGAAAGUAGCACCUGAUUCUCAGAUGCCUGAUGAGCUGACCAGAGCAGUCUUGGUGGGAUAGAGGGAGCAGAAACUGGGGCAUGGUGGCAAGAAAGGGGAGAGAGCAGCAUGUGUGCACUGUGUCCCAGUGUUCAAUCGUGGAAGCUGAUGCAAGCAUCACUACAGAUGGUAAUGGGAGCUCCUCAUGGGGCCCAAGAGGUUUCUGGAAACUGGGAUGUGAUGACGGGGUAGAGAAGCCUAGUGAGGCACCCUGUACCAAGGAUGGAGCACAGCAUGGGAAGAACCUCCUUUGAUGCAUCCACUCAACUCCCAGUUGUGCCAUGAGAACCAGGCAGACUGGCUGGCGAUUGGCAGGGGCAGGGUAUAAACAGUCAAUUUUGUCACCUAGGAACCCCUCUCUUUUUGGGGUUCUUGGGCAGAUUCCUAGGGUCAACAUCAAUUUCCCCAACAUAGCAGCUUUGUGAAGUAAGAAUAAGGCUCAUAUCCCAGCUCUUCCUCUUACAAGCUGUGUGAAUUUGGGCAAGUUGCUUAAGCUCUUGUUUUCAGUUUCUGUAUCUGUACUGAGGCUAAUAGCACCUUCCUCAGGUGGUAUUCCUUCCACAGGUAAUUUCUAGGGGAAGAUUAAAUGAGAUACCAUGCUUGACACAGGUACUCAAUAAAAAAGGAUAUUUGGGAGAGGCUGAAACUGAAUAAAUGAAAUACAAGUAGCCAUGUUCCUAAGACAUACAUUUAUGACAUAAAUAAUCAUAUUUUGGGUCCCAAGGGAUAGGCAGUCCUUGGCGCUCAGCUUUUAGCUUGUUUUCAUGGUCUGUUACCAUCUUACUUUCUGCCGUCCAGGUACUGUUUCCUCCUACUCUUAGCAGGCCAAGACUGAAGGAGAAUCAAAGGUUUGUGGCAUUCUCCCUCCCCACCCCAAUUUGAAUUUGCUCGCUUGGUUCCCAUUUUCUGUGCUACCCCACAGUGGGGAGCAGGAAUGGAGGCAGUACGGAGACUCGAGUCUCUGCUGGCUAAUCCUAGGACACGUGCAAGGCCCCAGAGCUGACUGUGCCCUACCCAGCCUUGGAGCUGAAAGUGAACCAAGAGCACGUGUGCUCCACAGCUCCAGGUGCCCAACUGGGGCAGCUUCAGAGGAUGGAAUACCUUUACCCCUGUCAAGUAGGCCCAGGGCACCUGGAGAACAUGGGACCUGAGGGUGAGGGUUCCUCCUACCUUCCUGUGGGUGUUGUGAUCCAUGUAGUUCUCUCCAAUAUGUAUGUUGAGAAACAUGUCGUUCAUCCAGGCUUCUUUCAUCUUUACCACAUGUGCAAGCUGACUGGCACUGCUGCUCCCAGGGACAGAUGGCCGUUACUGCUGAGAUUGCUAGCCUCAGUCUUCACCUGGGCUGCUGGAGCAAAAUACCACGGAUGGGAUGGUUUAUUGGCAACAAACAUUGAUCUCUCUCAGUUCUGGAGGCUGGGAGUCUGAGAUCAGGGUGCCAGCAGAAUGAGGUUCUGGAGAAGGUGCUCUUCUGGUUGCAGGCAGCUGACUUCUCAGACCCUUACAUGGCAGAAAGUUAGGUUAGAAACUCCAAACCCAUGACUUUUGAUUGAACAAUGGGGCCAAUACCAAGUGAAGCUUUGCUUCACGUGCGACAACAGGAUGGAGCUACAAGAAAACAAACACUUCCAUAGAAUAUAACUGAGAAGCCCCUUGAACUUCCUUCAACCAAGCCAUACCUACUGGCCAAAGAUGUUGUACUUUUCAACCGACAGAGGAUAGUGGAGAUGCCAUUGAUGCCACCUUUUACCAUAGGAAGGGACAUGUGAAUGUACAAGAAGGUGAUGGAGCUGCGGUCAGCACUGGAUGCAGUGGAUGCAGCAGGAUAAAGAAGGAUACAGAGCAGCGCCAAGAAAGCUUAUGGUAUGGUGCUCACGCUUCUUCUUGUGAUGCUGUGAGAUGAUAACAGGCCCAUGUGAUGAGAUGAAGUGAAGUGAAAGACGUAGGCACUGUGACAUACCGUUAGGCUACUUCUGACCUGCUGAUAAAGGAGGAUCACCUGCUUCUGGACCACGGAUGACUGCAGAAUUAAACCUGUCUACCCAGCACUGGAAGACUCCCUACCUACACAGUGAGAAUCUGCACUGGAGGUUUCCUGUGAAGAGAGGAGGAGAGGAGCACAGCCUGGACUUGCUCUGAAGCAGGCAGUUCUCAGAAGGCUCUGAGUCAUGGCACAAACCCAUUCAUUCUCCCAAUCGCUGCCUCUAGUUAUGAAGGUGGAAGAAGAGAAGGCUGGGGUAGGGAAGCUGGACCCUACUAACUACAGGAGGAGAUGUCAGGAUCAGGAAGACUGCCGUUCCAUCCACAUUGGGCUUUCGGUCCCCAGUUACCCUCAAAGGAAAAGAGAUCAGCAAGGACGUCUUUCAGGACUGCAGAAGGUCUGCUGGGGCCUGCAGCCAGACAAGCCACAGCAGGAACUGACUGGCACGGGGAGCAGGGGAAGCAGCCGGGAUGGCAAUGUGGAUCGUGUCAGCAGGACCCGGUCUCCAGCUGCUGAGCAGCUCCAGGACAUCCUGGGGGAGGAAGAUGAGGCUCCCAACCCUACCCUCUUCACAGAGAUGGACACUCUGCAGCAUGACGGAGACCAGAUGGAGUGGAAGGAGUCAGCCAGGUGGAUAAAGUUUGAAGAAAAGGUAGAGGAAGGAGGCGAGCGCUGGAGCAAGCCCCAUGUAUCCACAUUGUCGCUGCACAGCCUCUUCGAGCUCCGGACCUGCUUGCAGACGGGGACGGUGCUGCUGGAUUUGGACAGUGGCUCCUUACCACAGAUCAUAGAUGAUGUCAUCGAGAAGCAAAUUGAGGACGGCCUCCUGCGACCAGAGCUCCGGGAGAGGGUCAGCUAUGUCCUCCUGAGGAAACACCGUCACCAAACCAAAAAGCCCAUCCAUCGCUCCUUGGUUGACAUUGGAAAGUCCGUCUCUUCCACCACCAAUCGCAGCCCAGCCCGGAGCCCAGUGGCUGGUCCAAGCCUACACCACUCCACCGAGGACCUGAGGAUGCGGCAAAGCGCCAAUUACGGAAGGCUGUGUCACGCCCAGAGCAGGAGCAUGAAUGAUAUUUCUCGCACCCCAAACACAGACCAGCGGAAAAACAAAUUCAUGAAGAAGAUCCCCAAGGACUCAGAAGCCUCCAAUGUACUCGUGGGUGAGGUGGACUUCCUGGACCAGCCAUUUAUUGCCUUUGUGCGUCUCAUCCAGUCAGCCAUGCUGGGAGGAGUGACUGAGGUCCCUGUCCCCACCAGAUUUCUGUUCAUAUUGCUUGGACCUUCUGGGAGAUCAAAAUCCUACAAUGAAAUUGGCCGUGCCAUUGCAACCCUCAUGGUAGACGAUCUCUUCAGUGACGUGGCCUAUAAAGCCCGAAAUCGGGAAGAUCUGAUAGCAGGGAUUGAUGAAUUUCUGGAUGAGGUCAUCGUCCUUCCCCCUGGAGAAUGGGACCCAAAUAUCCGAAUUGAGCCCCCCAAGAAAGUGCCCUCUGCUGAUAAGAGGAAAUCCGUGUUCUCCCUGACGGAGCUAGGCCAGAUGAACGGCUCUGUGGGCGGAGGCGGAGCGGUUGCUGGAGGCGGCGCGGGAGGCGGCGGCAGUGGCGGCGGGGCCGGCGGAGGGAGCAGCGGGGAGGACGGAGAGAUGCCAGCCAUGCACGAAAUCGGGGAAGAGCUUAUCUGGACGGGAAGGUUCUUCGGUGGCCUGCGUCUGGAUAUCAAGAGGAAGCUGCCCUGGUUCCUAAGUGAUUUCUACGAUGGCUUCCACAUUCAGUCCAUCUCUGCCAUCCUGUUCAUCUACCUCGGCUGUAUCACCAACGCAAUCACCUUUGGUGGGCUUCUGGGGGAUGCCACUGACAAUUAUCAGGGAGUGAUGGAGAGCUUCCUAGGCACUGCCAUGGCUGGCUCCUUGUUCUGCCUCUUCUCGGGACAGCCCCUCAUCAUCCUCAGCAGCACAGGGCCCAUCCUCAUCUUUGAGAAGCUCCUCUUCGACUUCAGCAAAGGCAAUGGCCUGGACUACAUGGAGUUCCGCCUCUGGAUUGGCCUACACUCAGCCAUCCAGUGCCUUAUCCUGGUGGCCACAGAUGCCAGCUUUAUCAUCAAGUAUAUCACCCGCUUCACCGAAGAGGGAUUCUCCACCCUCAUCAGCUUCAUCUUCAUCUAUGAUGCCAUCAAGAAGAUGAUCGGUGCCUUCAAGUACUACCCCAUCAACAUGGACUUUAAGCCUGACUCCAUCACCACCUACAAAUGCGAGUGUGUCGCCCCUGACACAGCGAAUACAACCGUGUUCAAUGCUUCAGCCCUGCUGACGCCAAACACCAACACCUCUCUGUACAACCCCCUUAACCUCACAGCGCUGGACUGGUCCCUGCUGAGCAAGAAGGAGUGUCUGAACUACGGUGGGCAGCUGCUGGGGAAUUCCUGCCAGUUCAUCCCAGACCUGGCACUCAUGUCCUUCAUCCUUUUCUUUGGGACGUACUCCAUGACCCUGACUCUGAAGAAGUUCAAAUUCAGCCGCUAUUUCCCUACCAAGGUCCGGGCUCUGGUAGCAGACUUUUCCAUUAUCUUCUCCAUCCUGCUCUUCUGUGGAAUUGAUGCCUGUUUUGGUCUGGCAACCCCCAAGCUGCAUGUGCCCAGCGUCAUCAAGCCUACGCGGCCUGACCGAGGUUGGUUCGUGGCCCCCUUUGGGAAGAACCCGUGGUGGGUGUACCUGGCGAGCAUCCUGCCUGCCCUGCUGGUGACCAUCCUGAUCUUCAUGGACCAGCAGAUCACAGCCGUCAUAGUCAACCGGAAGGAGAACAAGCUGAGGAAGGCUGCUGGCUACCAUCUGGACCUGUUUUGGGUGGGCAUCCUCAUGGCCCUGUGCUCUUUCAUGGGGCUCCCCUGGUAUGUGGCAGCCACGGUCAUCUCCAUUGCCCACAUCGACAGCCUCAAGAUGGAGACGGAGACCAGUGCCCCUGGGGAGCAGCCCCAGUUUCUGGGGGUCAGGGAACAAAGAGUGACCGGCACCAUUGUCUUCAUCCUGACGGGCAUCUCUGUCUUCCUGGCUCCUAUCCUGAAGUACAUCCCCUUGCCCGUGCUGUAUGGAGUCUUCCUCUACAUGGGUGUGGCCUCCCUGAAUGGCAUCCAGUUCUGGGAACGCUGCAAGCUCUUCCUGAUGCCAGCCAAGCACCAGCCAGACCACGCCUUUCUGCGGCACGUGCCCCUGCGCCGAAUCCACCUCUUCACCCUGGUGCAAAUACUCUGCCUGGCGGUGCUCUGGAUCCUCAAGUCCACGAUGGCCGCCAUCAUCUUCCCGGUCAUGAUCCUGGGCCUCAUCAUCGUUCGAAGGCUUCUGGACCUCAUCUUCUCCCAGCAUGAUUUGGCCUGGAUUGACAAUAUCCUCCCAGAGAAAGAGAAGAAGGAGACGGAUAAGAAGAAGAAGAGAAGGAAAGGGGUCCCUGAGGACAGUGAUGAGGAGCCCCAGUUCCCUCCUCCCUCAGUUAUAAAGAUUCCCAUGGAAAGUGUCCAGUCAGAUCCCCAAAAUGGUAUCCACUGCAUUGCCAGAAAAAGAUCUUCCAGUUGGAGUUACUCAUUCUGAUUCUUCCUUCAGUGACUCAGACCUUGACCGAAGCAUCACUUUGCACUUCAGAAUUUCCUGUCCAGCUUCACCUGCUUUCAACUACUCACAGAGCCCAGUGUUCAUGGUGCCACAGGUGAAGAUAGAAAUGGAGUCAGACUGUGACUUCACAGAUGUGGACAGAUAUGGAAGAGAAACUGACGGCGAGACCACCCUCUAGGAUGCAGCUUCCCCCAGAUGUGGUUUAAUCUUCACUGUGGAAGGACAUGGUUUAAUCUUCAUUGUGAGGUCGGGGCCGAAUCCCUGAACUUCCCUGUGCCGGUUUCCUUAUUUGCCAAACCGAGGGUCACUCCACUGGAUAAAAAACUGAUCUGUGGGUGAAAAGUACUACUUAUGUGCAAAGCUAUCUCCUUUUUGUAGUUAUGAAAACAACAAAGGAAACAUACUUUAUUUUAAAAUGCAGUCCAGGAUAGAAAUUAUAACUUGUCUUGAAAUGAAAAAAAUGCUUGCCUCCCCAAAUUAUAGCUAGGAUAAAGGGGCAAUAGUAAAUUUUUAUUAAAACAAAUAUCAAUUAGAUUUUUUUUUAAGUUUAGAUUUUAAAGUAUCUAGAUGGUCUUGAAAGAACUAUUAAAAUGCUCACACUUCAGUACGCCAACGUUGGAAAAUUUGUUUUGCAACUUGGCAUUGGGAAGAAAUAUUUCAAAGGUCCUAUCUUUCCCUAUCUCAUUCAGUUUUCAAAGGGUCAUUUGUCAAGUCUGAACUAUCUGCAUGCAUUGCGGCCUUGUUCCAGCACAGAAGUGUGAGUGGAGCUUUCCCAGAUUGAAAAGCCAGUUGUGAAAGUCUGUUAAUGAAAGAACCAACACAUUAGAGUGGGUAAAUGUUUCUGAAAUAAAAUUGUUCUUGUUAAAGUGAAACUUCAAACCACAUGUUACAGCAACAAAAUGACCCUUUAAAUUAAUAGCACUGGUUUUUCACAUCCAGAAUAAGACUUCUUUACACCUUCAGGGAGGCUCUUCCUACAAAUUUUCAGUGGCCUGAUUCCCAAAGUCAAACUCCCAUCCACAUGACUGCUGCAUGUUAGGCAGAGCUAAUGUAAAAUAUUAAAUUAUAACUUUGCAGUAUUAGAUUACUACUUUAAAGGAAUGAUUAGAAGCCAAGUUGGAUAGAUUAAUGACGCAUUAGUAAAGAAGCAUGAAACUUACUAUCAGUCUGUCUUCAAUCCCCAUUUGACAAACAUCAACAUUGUUUAUUUAACACCUACUAUGUGCCUGAUAGCCGCAAUGCAUCUGACAUUUACUGUCUCCAAAACAACUAUGGAUAUGAAUUUCAAGUAAAUCUCUUUGGUUAGUCGCCACAUUUACUCAAGAUUACAAAUGCAGGUGCUUUUUUCUUUAUUCUUUUCUAUUUUUUAAAGACAAAUGACACUAGAUCAUUAACAUUUGGGUACUAGGACAGGUAAUUGCCUCUGCAAUCUUCAGAGCCUUGUACAGUGCCUGGUCCAUGGAAAAACUCUCAGUGUUUAUUAAAUCUCAGAGCUCCUUUCCAAGGGAUACUGCCAAGAGGUAAAGCUCUAAGCCUCUCCCACUUGAUCACAGCAGAAUGACUAAGCUGCUCACUAAUCCAGAACCAUCCCCUGAAUUUAAGUGCAAAUUCUGUAUCUUCAUCUGCACCAAUCCUGGAAGAGCUACAAUCUACCCUUAACAUCUAUUUUAAAACUUGGCUGAUUUCCAAUGGCACUUUGUCCAAAUUAAACUGUAGAAAUGUUAUGGAUUCCGGAGUAAAUGUGCUUGAUUAAUCCCACAAGUUGGAAAACUAUGAUGUUAGUUUUUUGUUGCAAAUUGAUCACUGUAAUUUCCACCUUCUAUGUCAUUUAUAUUUUGUACACACAUGAACAUUGUAAUUUUGAUAGCUUUUAACAGGUUGACAUAUUGUUACUUUUCCUUGCAGUAGGUCAGAACUAUUUUCCCAUUUGUAACUAUAAUUCAAUAAAACUUAAUCCUGUCUGCUCAUCUUGCAAA
Molecule: messenger RNA, 9395 nt
Organism: Prionailurus viverrinus (fishing cat)
Lineage: Eukaryota; Metazoa; Chordata; Mammalia; Carnivora; Felidae
Gene: SLC4A5
Product: solute carrier family 4 member 5
Exons: 31
Coding region: 4012-7398 (1128 amino acids)
Biological process (GO): regulation of intracellular pH; renal system process; transmembrane transport
Cellular component (GO): plasma membrane
Molecular function (GO): monoatomic anion transmembrane transporter activity; sodium:bicarbonate symporter activity; solute:inorganic anion antiporter activity
Source: RefSeq, a predicted model, not a curated record